This is a messenger RNA of Lampris incognitus (smalleye Pacific opah), 1560 nucleotides long. It is a transcript of the gene clec11a, whose product is annotated as C-type lectin domain containing 11A. Lineage: Eukaryota; Metazoa; Chordata; Actinopteri; Lampriformes; Lampridae. The coding region runs from base 50 to 862 and encodes 270 amino acids. The record is from RefSeq and is a predicted model, not a curated record. The transcript is spliced from 5 exons.
GAGCAGAAGAGGAGUCUGCUACUGAGGAGAGUCAGUAGUGAAAGAGAAAAUGGAACUUGCAGUCGUCUUCGUCUCCGUUUGGUGCCUGUCUCCUCUGAGCCUGGCUCUUCCCGCAGGGUUCGCCGGCGCUGCUCCGACACAGGGAUCCUUAGUGGAAGUGAAGAAGGUGAGAGGAGAUGUUCCAGAUGAGCUCCCAGAGCCAGAACCAGAGCCCACCAGUCCUAUAUCUGACUUUGAGAACACGUACAACUACAUCUUAUCCAGACUAGGAAACAUGGACCAGGCAAUUCACAAGCUGAACGUCGGUCACUACACCCUGGAUGUGAAAGUCAGCCAGUUGCUGGACCGUCUGUCUCGGCUGGAUGUUAAAGUCGGGGAGCUGGAGGACAGCAUCCACGAGGUGGACCAGUACAGCAAGGACAACCGCAAGGAGAUAGGAAGACUAGAAGGUUGCCAGAAGGGACACAGGGUGGGCUACAAAUGUUACCUGGUCUACCGUCGCUAUGAAGACUACGCCGGGGCGUCCCGCAAGUGCAUGGAGAGGGGCGGACGCCUGGCCAUGCCCCGCGACCGCAAGGAGCAGGAGGCUCUGGCCGCCUACGUCAAGGCCUUCUUCCACCCGGGCAACUGGCCGGUGUGGCUGGGCGUCAACGACCUGCGCUCCGAGGGCCUGUACCUCUUUGACGACGGGACACGCGUCACCUACUUCCAGUGGCGCAAGCACUUCCUGUCCAGCCAGCCGGACGGCGGGAAGCGGGAGAACUGUGUGGCCAUGUCGUCCGACGACGGGGACUGGUGGGACCACUACUGUGACAGGACCAUGCACUAUCUCUGUGAGUUUGACGACAGGGUGGCACUUUAAAAAAAACAAAACAAAACCAAACCAACACACCCCUUCAGCUUCUCCAGUCAUAGCUCUAUUGCCGGGCCUGCUCUUGGCCCCAUUUCCGCCAAGAUCCUCUCCUGGCACGGGUGAUCUUUUAGACUUAGUGUCAGUGUAAAGCUAGCCAAGUGUUGUUUUUCUCCUGUUUAUCCUCACAUGUCGAUGCUAUGCCAGUUUUGUAUUUAUAGAUUUAUUUUUAUUUUCUAAUGUGGAUGGUUCUAUACUUCUGAGUAGAUAAGGUUAUCAAGCGCCCUCUGGUGGUUGUGUUCAAAGGUCAAACAGUCAAACACUUGGAAGAGAUGACUAAGGAAAUGACGACAAAAUCAUGAUUGCAGAGCACACUGAAUCAAGUUUUCGGUGGAUUCCGUUUCCUUAUAAACAACCUUGAAUAAUCGAUUGCUGAUACUUUGCAGGCUGCUAAUAAUAAACUUGAGUUUUGUUUUUUUUGUUUUGUUUUUUUGUUACUGUUUGAGAUGAAUUGUUAUUUAUAGGCAAUUUAUGCAUUCAGACACAACUGUCCUACUAGAGUUUACAGAAUCAACCAAUUGAGUUACUACAAAAUAAAUUCUCAUUGUACUUUUAGCUGUAAUAUGAACGGGGGCAGCGGCACGGUGGCGCAGUGGCUAGCGCGGUCGCCUCACAGCAAGAAGGUCCUGGGUUCGAGCCCCGGGGUAGUC